AAGCCCCUGUCAUUUGCGGAUUGUGUUGGCGAUGAACUGCCAUGGGGAUGGGAAGCCGCAUAUGAUCCUCAGAUUGGCGUAUACUAUAUCGAUCACAUCAACCAAACAACACAAAUAGAAGAUCCCAGGAAGCAAUGGAGGCAAGAACAAGAGAGAAUGUUGAAAGAUUAUCUUAUGGUAGCCCAGGAUGCUCUCAGUACUCAGAAAGAACUGUACCAGGUGAAGGAACAGAGGCUAGCACUUGCACUGGAUGAGUACGUACGGUUGAAUGACGCCUACAAAGAAAAAUCCAGCUCUCGUACAAGCUUAUUCUCAGGCUCCUCAUCAAGCACAAAAUAUGACCCUGAUAUUCUGAAGGCUGAAAUCUCCACUACAAGACUAAGGGUUAAGAAGCUGAAGAGGGAACUCUCUCAGAUGAAGCAAGAGCUGCUGUACAAGGAACAGGGCUUUGAAACACUGCAACAAAUUGACCAAAAAAUGUCUGGAAGCCAGAGCGGGUAUGAACUGUGUGAGGCCAAAGCCAUCCUGAGUGAACUGAAGUCCAUCAGAAAGGCGAUAAGUUCAGGGGAGAGAGAAAAACAAGAUUUAAUGAAGAGUCUUGCAAAGCUGAGAGAGAAAUUCAACCUUGAGCAGACUGUUGGGACAUCUGAACCAGACUUGAAUUCCAGCUCUGUAAACUCCCAGCUGUGUUUUUCUAGACAAACUCUGGAUACAGGGUCUCAGACUGACAUUUCUGGUGAGGCUGGAGCAAGAAGUAGAUCCAUUUUAGCAGAGAAGGUCAGACUGAGCCUUCAAUAUGAAGAGGCCAAAAGAAGCAUGGCCAACUUGAAGAUUGAACUCUCUAAGCUGGAUAGCGAAGCCUGGCCUGGGGCGCUGGAUGUGGAAAAGGAAAAACUGAUGUUAAUCAAUGAAAAAGAAGAGCUUUUAAAGGAGCUCCAGUUCAUUACACCACGCAAGCGUACUCAAGAUGAGCUAGAGCAGCUAGAAGCAGAAAGGAAGAGGCUUGAAGAAGAACUGCUGUCGGUGAGAAGCACACCCAGUCAAGCACUUGCUGAAAGAUUGAAAUUGGAGGAGAGAAGAAAAGAGUUGGUACAGAAACUUGAAGAAACUACGAAGUUAACUACGUAUUUGCAUUCACAGCUUCGGAGCCUCUCGGCGAGUACGCUGUCUGUGUCUUCAGGGAGCAGCCUGGGAUCUCUGGCAUCCAGCCGCGGAUCUCUCAACACGUCGAGCAGAGGGUCGCUGAACUCGCUCAGCUCCACCGAUCUCUACUACAACCACGGCGAUCAAAUACCGGAUUUGGACUAUCAGUAUAAACUUGACUUCAUAUUGCAAGAAAAAAGCGGUUACAUUCCUUCGGGGCCUAUCACUACCAUUCAUGAAAACGAAGUGGUGGGUUCCCAUGGGAGGCUGGGUUACAGUGACUCUCCUUCAGCUGCAGACCAUUCCAGAUCGACUGAACCUCCCAAAUCUGUGACGUCCCUGUCUUCCAGAUCCUCACUGUCCUCCUUGUCCCCCCCUGGCUCCCCUUUGGUUUUAGAAGCUGCCUUUUCAGGGUCAGCUCAGAAUUCCCCCCUGCAUCACCUCACUGCGGACUUUGAAGACUGUGGCAUUUCGGGUGAUUUUGCAGGCAUUAGUCUCUGUGAGAACCAAAUAUUACUGGACUCUGAAGCUGGAGCAGGAUCUCAGAUUCCUACGGAUGCUAAAGAUCUUAAUGAAGGCAUUAGGCAGCCGCUGCCUUCUCUACAUGAAGGAAGUUCAGGUGUUGACUUACCGAGAAGAGCAGCGAGUCACCUGCUGGAGGAGAAGACAGCUUGUGUAUCUGCGGCGGUGUCCGAUGAGUCUGUAGCUGGAGAUAGCGGGGUGUAUGAAGCUUCCAUGAAACAACCGAAUGAAACUGAGGACGUUGUGUAUAGCGAAGACGAUGCAGCAGCGCUGGAGGCUGCCCAGGUACAGAUAGGGCUCAGAUACGACCGCAGCAAUUCAAGUUUUGUGAUAAUCAUCGUACAGCUCAGAAAUCUUCCAGCGUUUUCUGUCCCCCUGGGCUCUAAAGUGUAUGUUAGAGUAGCCAUGCUUCCAUCCUCAACUGAUAUCAGCUGUCUGUUCCGCACAAAAGUUCAUCCUGCCAUGGAAACCAUUUUAUUCAACGAGAUAUUCAGAGUAGCCAUUCCCCAAGUCACGCUACUACAGAAGACACUGAGAGUAGAUGUCUGUGCUGUCAGUAGAAGUCGUCGGGAAGAAUGCUUGGCUGGGACUCAGAUCAGUCUGGCAGAUUUAUUGUUUUCUGACGAGACUUGUACUCUGUGGUACAACCUGUUGCCUCGCAAGCAAAUUCCCGGCAAAAAAACGAAGGACCAAAAUGAAGAAUCCAUGUUUCUGUUAAGCAAGCAGUCACCAGACUCACUGGACUUGGAUGCUGUGUCAGCGCUGCUGGAGAGGACAUCUGCUGAGCUGGAAGCAGUAGAACAAGAGCUGGCUGAAGAUGACGAGGAGGAGGAACAGGAGCAAAGGGGCUCUGAGGAAGACUGGUUAGAAAUGCUGGCGGAAGCCUCUGAUGACGUUGUGGAUGAAGAGGAAGACGGCAUUCAGCUGGCAGUAGAAGGCAGCUGUCCUGAUGGCAUGGCGUUACUUGUGGAUGCACCAGAGACAAAUGGCAAGGACAGAGCGAACAGCGAUGAGGCCCGUGAAAGCCAGCGAGCUGCCGUAAUACUAACACUGGUUGAUAAAGAGACCAGCACUGAGGAAUCGGUUAAUGAGAAUGCACCAGUCCGGCCCAAGGACAGAGGCAGCUGGAGCUCGAGACAGCGUCCCUUUGUCAGGAACAGCAUGAUAGUGCGCUCACAAACCUUCUCUCCAGGCGAGCGGAACCAAUACAUCUGUAGGUUGAAUCGAAGUGACAGCGACAGCUCAACGCUAGCAAAAAAGUCUCUCUUUGUGAGAAAUGCCACAGAACGGCGGAGCCUAAGAGUUAAACGGCCUGUUUGCCAGCCAAUCAUGCGAAGAGCUGCGCACGAGUGCCCCAUGCGCACCUCCCUUGACUUGGAGCUGGACCUCCAGGCGUCACGCACGAGGCAGAAUCGUCUGAACGAUGAGCUGCAGGCCUUGCGGGAUCUCAAACAAAAGCUUGAGGAAAUGAAAGGCAGAGGAGAGACAGACCUUCCCCUGUGUGUGCUAGAGGAUGAACGAUUCCAGAAGCUCCUGAAACAAGCUGAAAAACAGGCUGAACAGUCAAACGAAGAACAGAAACAAGGUUUAAGUGCUGAGAAAUUGAUGAGGAAAGCUUCUAAGGACGUGUGCCGGUUACGGGAGCAGAGCCAGAAAGUGCCGCUGCAGGUGCAGUCAUUCAGGGAGAAGAUAGCAUACUUCACAAGAGCAAAGAUCAGUAUACCAGCCCUUCCAGCUGAUGAUGUAUAAUUAUGGAUUUUCACUGAAGUGUUUUUCCACUUGCUCAUCUCUUUUCAGAUGAACUUUGUAGUUCCAGCUUUUAAAGAUCUUCUAUUUUACAUUCACUAUUGAUAUGUUUAUUUGUAAAAUAGCGUGAAUUGAAUUGUAUGCUUAAAAAA
Molecule: messenger RNA, 3563 nt
Organism: Opisthocomus hoazin
Lineage: Eukaryota; Metazoa; Chordata; Aves; Opisthocomiformes; Opisthocomidae
Source: RefSeq, a predicted model, not a curated record